Molecule: messenger RNA, 3471 nt
Organism: Kluyveromyces marxianus DMKU3-1042
Lineage: Eukaryota; Fungi; Ascomycota; Saccharomycetes; Saccharomycetales; Saccharomycetaceae
Gene: TOF1
Product: Tof1p
Exons: 1
Coding region: 1-3471 (1156 amino acids)
Biological process (GO): DNA replication checkpoint signaling; replication fork arrest; DNA repair
Cellular component (GO): replication fork protection complex
Molecular function (GO): DNA binding
Source: RefSeq, a predicted model, not a curated record
AUGACGGAGGAACCAAGUUCAAAUCUUGCAACAGAAGAUGGCCCAAAUAUACUAGAUCAAAAAACAUACGAAGAUGUAUCAUAUACUAUUAUCAAAGCAAGGAUUGGUAUGCUUGCAACAGCCAUUGGUGGUCCAGAUCACUCAUCAGACUCGGCGAAUCCUCCUUAUAAAAUUGGUGAUGAUUGCUUGGCAUGUAUCAAGGAUUUGAUAAGAUGGUUCAAGUUAGUCGACGACAAACAAAAGAAAUGGGAUGUAGAAAUGGCAACUGCAGAGUUCAAGAUACUACAAAACGAUUUAAUACCAAUUAUGCUAGAUUGGGAAACUAAGAGUAGUUCGGCUGCUAGAAAAAGCAAAAAAACUGGUGAGGACAUAUCUGUGUUUUUCCCAAAUAAGGCGUACUACGAUAGAAUAGCACUAGGAUGUCUACAACUCAUGGUGUUGAUGACGUGGCCUUUAAUUAUCACAGAUCAAUCCUCUUAUAACCAGGUCAACUAUUACUAUGAACUUAAAAAACAUCAACUUUUAUACAAACAUGCGAUAUUAAGCACAGAAAACGGUAAGGUACUCAAGGCAGCAAUAAGAUUGGCAUUGAAUGUUAUGCAAAGAGAUAGACUUGAUAGAACAUCUAGAGAUGACUCUUUAAUUAGAAUGGUUCUGCAUUUCAUUAAGAAUAUUGUGGCUAUUGAGCCAGGGGAGGUUACCAUAUCUAGUGUAAAAAGACUUAAAAAGCCACUAACUGCAGAGGAGAUGUUACCUACGAAUAUCAGACAAGAUGAUAUCUCAAUAAACAGUGUCAUAGAUGCAUUUGAUAAAAACAAAGUGUUUGGAUUUCUUCUCACGAUUUCCAGCUCCUUAACCGAAAGUGUUGAUGAGGAGUUCGUGAACUUACCUCUACUCGAACUCAUGUUUUUUAUGACUAAGGAUAUUAAUCCAGAGAGGUUAUUCAAAAGUUCAAAAAAAAAAUAUGAUGUGAAUGUAAACCAUGAGAUUUCAGAAUCGAAUCUUUCUAACUCAGGUAAGCAGCUCUCAGAACUUUUAGCCAAAGAACAUGAGAAAAAAAUCAACGUCAUUAAAAACACUUCUUCUCGACAUUCAAGAUUUGGAGGCUUACUCUCUAUCAGAACGCCACAAAACACGCGUUUGACUGUAGCAAGUAAUUCAGUCAAUAUGAAUGAUGAUGCCGCAUUACAAGAAAUAGAUUCAAGAAAAAAGUGGAAUAAGAGUAUAAGAAUGAGACUUGAUGUUAUCGAAGGAUUGAGCAGUACUUUCUUAAAUACUGAAGGAAGUACAGCACAUAUAACCAUUGAAAAUCUUCAAAAACUUAAAGAAUUCUUGUCAAACUUUGUCGAUUCCAGUUUCAAUUUAUUACUGCGAAAAGUUACAGACCAUUUUACCAGUGAAAUUCAAGACCAACUGUCGUUGCAUAAAAUUGAGUACAUGCUUUUUAUAUCAUGGUUCAUUAAGUUUCAACGCAUAAGGUGUUUAUUUGAAAAAGACACUAGCCCUGAUUAUGUCGCUGGUGUAUUAUUGGACGAAUGUUAUAUCAUGUUCAUGAAAUAUAUGAGAGAAAGUUAUGAUCACAAAAACUGGCCUGUAAUUCAUGCUGGAAUGUUACUAUUUACCGAAUAUCUAAAUUUCCUUCUCUCUUUAGAUGAUUCGUGGCAAAAUGAUAUUUACGCAGUCAUCGGAAAAUUACUGGGAGAGAACAUGCUGCAACUUCUAAGCGCCCUUCCAAAAUCUGCCUCAAGUCAUUCCUCGCAAUAUAUCAAGUCAUGCAUUAAUAUGACGCAUGUUGUUUUGAAGACAUUUGAUAGAUUUAACGAAAAAUCGUCCCUAGCAGUAGAAUCAAAGCGUAAAAGAAAGGUGAAUCUCAAGCAUUUGACAAUAGAGAAAUUUGCAAAAGAACAUGAUAUUGAUUAUGAAGAAGCUUUUGAAUUGCUAGAAGAACAAUUCAAAAAGGUGACUAUUAACUUUGACAGAGUUUUUCGGGGAUACUUAAACGAAGCUACACUUUCAAUGUACAUCAAAUAUUUGCAAUCUUUCAAAGAAAUUGAGGUUCCUGUACUAAGUCGAAUACUAAAGUUCUUGCAAAGAGUUUUUGUUGACGCUAAAGAAGAGAUAUUACUAUAUAGAAUCGACUUCCUGAUACUAUGCAAGGAGAUUUUAGGACCACAAGGUUUACCGUUAGCAUCUGAUAUUCGCCAUCAAUUCAGCAGGUUCAUUGAGUAUUUUUUACACCGGUUUAGGAAAAAAUUGAUGAAAAUGCCAUCAUUAUAUGUUAGCAUUCUUUUCCCUAUGAUACAUGAUUCACAGAUAGCCUAUUACAUGAAAAACGGAACUAUGAAACCAACUACUGCUAAAUAUGAUAUUGUGGUCCCAAGUGUAUUUGUGAAUAUAGAAGAUGAGGAUGCAAUUCCAGAUAAGGUUUUGAAAGAUAUGCAUAUUGGAAUAUUAGUAUCUAGUCUCAUCGAUGAUGGUUAUGAAGAACUUGUCGACUCUUUGUUAUCGAAUCUGUUAUCUAUAUUAGAACGGCUGAAACAACAAUCAUCCGAUUCCGCAUUGACUGACCAACCACAAAAAAUUACUUAUAAUGUUGACCAUAAUGAAAUCAAAAGAGCGUUGCAUCAGCAAGCUGACUUUAGAAGACUUUUGAUAAUUACUGGAUUUGCAAUUCCAGAUGAAAACAAUGAUGAAUGCUAUUUCAGCAGAACUAAUGAUAUCAACGAAAUCCAUGAAUCUAUUGAUACCAUCAAAAAAUAUAAGUCAUUGCCUUUCGAAUCUUCGUCGGGCAAACCUGCAAGCUACUAUUUAUCUUAUGCACAAAGUAGUGAUGACCAUUAUGACAACUAUGGAUCUGAGGUAGAAAAUGAUGAUUAUUUCCAAGAGCUUGAAACUAUGGAGAGAAGAAUUGCUGGACGAGAAUUAACAAAGGGAAAAGCUAAAUCAAAAUCUACUAUAAAGAAAGUCGGUUCGAAAAAGAGAAGGAGAAGUAGUCAUUCUGAAUCGUUAAGUGAUGAUUCUAGGGAUAUACCUUCGACAAAAUCUACUAUUGUCAGCAAAGAAUAUAUUUAUGACUCUGAUGAUGAUGACCCACGGUUUAGUACUAUCUUUUUUGAAAAUGAAAAAUACCUAAGACAACUACUAGAUAAAAAUAAAGGUGCGCUAUCAUCGGAACAAUAUGAAAGAUUUACACAAUUUUGCCAAGAGAGGCUUGAAAAUGAUGGAGUGGUAAGAAGUGAUUUUUCAGAUCUUUUCGACAAUUCUCUAAGCAUGAAUGUUAAUGGAAUGCAUGAAGGGUUAAAAGAACAUACCUCACUGUCAGAAGAGCAACAAAAUGAUGUAGAAACACAACAAAUUAUUGAUUCGAAUGAUUUGAGCUCUGAUGAGUACAAUUCUGAAUCGGAAAAUGAUGAGGAUGACAUUCCUGUUCGUAAAAGAUCACGUGCUCAAUUGUCUUUCGAUAACGUCUAG